This is a messenger RNA of Conger conger (European conger), 1427 nucleotides long. Its product is annotated as 17-beta-hydroxysteroid dehydrogenase 14-like. Bases 171 to 968 code for a protein of 265 amino acids. Gene Ontology annotation, biological process: steroid catabolic process. Gene Ontology annotation, molecular function: estradiol 17-beta-dehydrogenase [NAD(P)+] activity. Gene Ontology annotation, cellular component: cytosol. The transcript has 9 exons. Lineage: Eukaryota; Metazoa; Chordata; Actinopteri; Anguilliformes; Congridae. The record is from RefSeq and is a predicted model, not a curated record.
CAGGGGGAAGAUUUGUGGGUCAGUCAGGUGAUAAACGCGAGGCGGAGUUUGAGGGGUUGCGUUUGUUAAGAAGCUCUGGCUGGCAGUAAAGAAACCAAAUCGGGAUGUAGUUAAGUCUGUAUAUUUUAAGUAGUCUGAUUAAUACUGCAGCGGUCUCCAACUUAUUUUCCAUGGCUAGCACAUUGCGCUAUCAUGACAAAGUUGUCAUAGUCACAGGAGGAUCAAAAGGAAUUGGGAAAGGAAUUGUUCAUGUGUUCGUGAAAAAUGGGGCGAAGGUUGUGUUCUGUGCUAGAGGGGUGGAAGCAGGGCAGUCACUGGAAGCGGAACUUAACGGCACAGGCCCCGGAACCUGCCUGUUUGUGCCCUGUGAUGUUACCAAGGAUGACGAUGUCAAGAAUCUGAUGUCAGUGACAGUUGAGCGCUUUGGUGGAAUUGACUGCCUGAUCAACAAUGCAGGAUGGCAUCCUCCUCAUAAGGCGAUCGAUGAGACCACAGCAGAGGAAUUCAGAGAUCUUCUCAACUUCAACCUCAUCAGUUACUUCCUCGCUACAAAGCUGGCCCUCCCUCACCUUCGACGUUGCCAGGGAAACGUCAUUCACGUGUCCAGCCUGGUGGCUUCAAUCGGACAGAAGCACGCUGUUCCGUACGUCGCGACCAAGGGGGCGAUCACUGCUAUGACCAAAGCUAUGGCCAUUGAUGAGAGUCGGUAUAACGUGAGAGUCAACUGUCUCUCUCCGGGUAAUGUGCUGACUCCCCUGUGGGAGGACCUAGCCGCUCAGUCAGGAAAUGCUGCUGCCACCAUCAAAGAAGGAGAGGAAUCUCAGCUGAUUGGUCGGAUGGGAACAGAAACCGAGUGUGGAUUGGCUGCCCUGUUCUUGGCUGCUGAUGCCACUUUUUGCACUGGGGUGGAGCUGCUGUUCAGUGGAGGAGCAGAACUGAACUACGGGCGCAAGAGCCAGAUCAAUUAAUGGAGCCAGAUCAAUUAAUCACUGGAUGCAGAGAACUGGCACAGCAGCGCUAAAGCACUGACCGGGCUGAAUAGUGCUGAUAGUUAUUCAGUGAGACGGCAAAUACAAAUCACACACAACUGAAGAUUAUAGAACUCACAGGUAGCUUUAGAAUUAUUCACAACACGAUAAGCAAAAAAAAUUGGUGAGAUGUUUUCUUUGUGGAUCUGCCUCUAAGCCAAUGAAAUCAGCCCACACUUGAACUUCAUUGGUUCAGAACAGGCAUCUAGGGAGUAAAACAUCUCAGACGGUUGCGGGUCAUCUAGACCAAUGCAAUAUGCGAUUAUAAUGUUCUCACUGGGAAAUUGUAUUUAUCCAGUGAUGGUAUGUACUGGGCACUGAAAUGUUUAAAAACACCACAAUGUCAACAUCUAUUUCUCAGUCACAAGAAUGUAUGAUAAAUUACAUAUUGACACAUUU